AUAUAUAUAUAUAUAUAAAGACUCAACCUUUUGUCUAGUCCCAUAACAAUCCUAUGUUUCUGCUGCUGUCUUAAACCAAAAUAUUCAUCACACUUCAAAAUUCUUCCACUUUUUUUUUUUUUUUGUGUGUGUGUGUGUGUGUUUUUUUUAAAUGGCAAAUCUUCACUUUUGCCAUCUGAUGCUUCUCUUUUCAAUACUUACAUCCAUAUUCCAUCCGAUUCUCGGAGAAAUAGAUUCCUCGGAUUCGUACUUUCUCAUGCGAAUAAAAUCCGAAUUCAUCGAUCCAUUCGGCAUUCUCGACAGCUGGCUACAAGAUUCCAGCAUCUGUACAUGGAAUGGAAUCACAUGCACAGAUGACAGACACUACAUUCUAACCUUAAACCUAUCGAACUCCGGUCUGAGUGGAACCCUCUCCCCGGAUUUCUCGAACCUCGAAUUUCUCGAAACGAUCGACUUAUCUCAAAACCAACUCACCGGUCCGAUCCCACCCGAUUUUGCAAACCUUAGAAACCUCAAAAAGCUUCUCCUUUUCUCGAAUUCUCUUACGGGCGCGAUCCCUUCGCAGAUUGGCCUCUUGAAGAAUCUACAAGUACUAAGAAUCGGAGAUAACUUUCUCACCGGAGAAGUUGUGAAGAGCAUCGGAAACUUAACCGAGCUACAAGUUUUGGGGAUUUCUUAUUGCCAGUUCAAUGGGAGCAUACCGAAGGAGAUUGGAGAAUUGAAGAAGCUGAGAUUUUUCGACAUGCAGAGCAAUAUGAUUGGUGGGGUUUUGCCUCGAGAAAUUGGCGAUUUGAAAGAGCUUCAAAUGUUUGCAGCGUCGAACAACGAGAUCGAAGGGGAUAUUCCUCGUUCGGUUGGCGGUCUUGAAUCUCUCCAAAUCUUGAAUUUGGCCAACAAUACCUUCACCGGCUCGAUACCUAAGGAGUUGAGGUAUUUAUCCAAUUUGAAGUACUUGAAUUUGCAAGGUAACGAAUUAAGUAGCGAAAUCCCGUCUGAGAUAAACGAUUUGAUUCGUUUGGAGACGUUGGAUUUGUCGAGAAACAAUCUCGCGGGGCCCGUAAACAUUCUCACCACAAGCCUCAAGAAUCUUGAAGUUUUAGCCCUGUCGGAGAAUCUUCUGACAGGUGGCAUCCCGGAGAAUUUCUGCAUGAGAUCGAAUACCUCGAAUCUCCGGCGACUUUUUCUGUCGGAUAACAAACUCUCCGGCGAUUUUCCGGUGGAGAUACUGAACUGCACAUUCCUCCAACAACUAGACCUCUCCGGCAACAAAAUUGGGGGGUUUCUGCCCCCCGAAAUCGAUAGGCUACAAAGCUUAACCGAUCUCUUGCUCAACAACAACAGCUUUGGUGGAAAUCUACCGCCACAAAUCGGAAACUUGACCGACUUGGAGAGCCUUUUCCUCUUCGGAAACAUGAUCGAAGGUGGGAUUCCUUUAGAAAUCGGAAAAUUGCAGAGGCUGAAAAUUUUGUACUUAUACGACAAUCAAAUGUCGAAAGAAAUUCCAUGGGAGCUAACGAAUUGCACGAGCUUAUCCGAAAUCGAUUUCUUCGGAAACCAUUUUUCGGGUUUUAUUCCACCGACUAUUGGAAAGCUCAAGAAUCUUGAGAUUCUUCAAUUGAGGCAGAACGAAUUGACGGGCCCUAUUCCUUCGAGCUUAGGCUACUGCAGAAAGCUGCAACGGCUCGUUUUAGCUGAUAACAAGCUCGAGGGGCCGUUGCCCCCCACUCUUUCGUUCCUCAACGAGCUUUUUCUCGUCACUCUAUACAACAAUUCGUUAUCGGGCCCACUCCCACAGUCCCUAUUCAAUCUCAAAAACCUCUCCAUUGUUAACUUUUCGCACAAUCGGUUUAGUGGAUCCGUUCAUCCGUUAACGGGUUCGGAUUCUCUAAUCGUUUUGGACUUGACCAACAAUAGUUUUUCGGAGAAUAUUCCUUACGGAAUCUUCUCGUCUAGAAACCUCACUCGCCUUCGCCUCGCGCGUAAUUUUCUCACGGGUGUUGUGCCUUCCGAGCUUAGCCAGCUCAGCGAGCUCCGAUUUCUCGAUUUGUCGUUUAAUAAUUUAACGGGGGAGUUGGAGAAAAUCGAGCUUUCGGGAUUGACGAAGCUCACUCAUCUCAUGCUUAGCAAUAACCGAUUUUCGGGGCGAAUUCCCACCUCAUUAGGGAGAUUGCAAGAGCUAGGUGAAUUAGAUCUUUCGUUCAAUGAAUUCAACGGAAGUGUUCCAUCGGAACUCGGUAACUGUUCGAGAAUGCUGAAGCUUUCCCUCAAGAGCAAUCGAUUAUCCGGCUCGAUCCCACCGGAGAUCGGAAAUCUCGGUUUCUUGAACGUGUUAAUCCUGCAAAGAAACAAUCUAUCCGGCGCAAUCCCGCCCACAAUCCAGAAUUGCAAGAAGCUGUACGAGCUCCGGCUAUCGGAAAACAGCCUUACCGGAAAAAUACCGCCGGAGAUCGGCGCACUUGGGGAUUUACAAGUGAUUCUCGACCUGAGUUUCAAUCGCCUCUCCGGCGAAAUCCCACCGUCGAUCGGAGAUUUAAUGAAGCUAGAAAGAUUGAAUCUUUCUCACAAUCAACUCGCCGGAAAAAUUCCUGUAUCGCUGGGGGAAUUAUCGAGUUUGCACCGGAUUAAUAUAUCGGGGAAUCUUCUACAGGGGCAAAUACCCACUAGUUUUUCAGGGUUUCCGGCCAGUUCUUUCUCGGAGAACGGCGGCGGUGGGUUGUGCGGGGCGCCGCUGGAAUCUUGCUCGGAAUAUUCCGGCGGGAGGAAGGUGUGGAUGUCGGAAUCUGAGGUGGCGGGGGUUAUAGUGGCGAUUGUGUUCACGUCGACGCUGAUUUGCUUGUUCAUGGUGUAUCUGAUGGUGAGGAUGUGGUGGAACUGGAGGAAGGUGGCGGUUUCUUGCUCCGACAACAAUGGCGGCGGAUUUCAUGAGCAGAAGAAGGAGGAGGAGGAGUGGGUUUAUGGAGAGGAGGUGGUGGUGGAGAAGAGUAGUGACCAUCGCUUUUGGAAUUCGAAUUCCAUGGCGGCGGCGGCGGUGGCGGCGCCGCCGCAAGACCGUGACAAGUGGAUUUCUAUUUUUCAGUUCAAGUAUUUCAGCUCAGCUGCCACUAAGAUUAAUAAUCCAAUUGUUUGAUUUAAUAAUAAUAAAAAAAAAAAAAACAUUAAUGAAUUUUUGUGUCUUUGAAAAUAUGUAAAUAAUCACGAUGUAAACGAGUCGAUUUCGAGUUGAGUUUUAGUCUAUUCGACUCUGAUGAGUGAUGAGUUUAAGUAAAUUUCAACGAGCUCGAGCCUAAAUACUUAGGAUUCAAGCUCAUACGAGUGUUCAUGAGUCAAUUAACGAGUUUUCGUACACCAA
Molecule: messenger RNA, 3349 nt
Organism: Erythranthe guttata (spotted monkey flower)
Lineage: Eukaryota; Viridiplantae; Streptophyta; Magnoliopsida; Lamiales; Phrymaceae
Molecular function (GO): protein binding
Source: RefSeq, a predicted model, not a curated record